AUGAACGAGGCGGAAGAUGCAGCACCUGUGGUGGCAAGUACGAUCCUAGUAUCUAGACAGCUUGCGUUUACUUUAUUUGAUUCUAGAGUAACACAUUCUUCUGUAUCCUCUAGAUUUGCUAGAAAAAUUAGUGGUAAGCCUGUUAAGUUAGAGUCGGAGUUUUAUGUGGCCACCCCUUCCAGGGAGGUGUUGAAUUGCAAAGAGAUGCUAAAAGGUUAUGCGAUAACUAUAACGGGCAGGGAACUUGGAGCGGACUUCAUGGAUAUGUACAAUUUUGAUGUUAUACAAGGAAUGGAUUGGAAAAAAAGGUGUGUGGGCUUCCUAGCCAGUGUGUUCGAGGCCAAGAAAGAAGGGAGUCAGAUGCAGGAUAUUCCAGUUGUUAAGGACUAUGCAGAUGUGCUCCUGGAGGACAUAUAA
Messenger RNA from Prunus armeniaca (apricot), 417 nucleotides. The record is from the annotation of a GenBank genome assembly. Lineage: Eukaryota; Viridiplantae; Streptophyta; Magnoliopsida; Rosales; Rosaceae.